Messenger RNA from Passer montanus (Eurasian tree sparrow), 1880 nucleotides. It is a transcript of the gene SMPD2, whose product is annotated as sphingomyelin phosphodiesterase 2. The transcript has 11 exons. NCBI's taxonomy places the organism in Eukaryota, Metazoa, Chordata, Aves, Passeriformes, Passeridae. Bases 34 to 1503 code for a protein of 489 amino acids. Gene Ontology annotation, cellular component: cytoplasm. The record is from RefSeq and is a predicted model, not a curated record. Gene Ontology annotation, molecular function: sphingomyelin phosphodiesterase activity.
GCUCUUUUCGGCUCCGACACCGGAAAUUAGGCAAUGGCACGGGGUCAGGCAGGGGGGGAGCGGAGCUGGGGAGAGCCGGGGCUGCUCCGGAGCUGCUGGCUCCGCCGGGGUUUGGGGUCCGAGAAGGAUCCGCGGGCUUCCCGAGUGGGAGCCCUUCCGCCUUCCCCGCCUGGCUCCUUGGCUCUGUCCCGCUGCCUGCACUGGCUCCUGCUCCUGCCCGCUCCUGCAGGUCCCCGCUCUGCCUGGCACUGCCCGCUGACCCCCAGAGCAGGCAUGGAGGGAGAGCCCACCCUGCGCCUCCGUAUCUUCAACCUCAACUGCUGGGCCAUCCGCUACCUGAGCAAGCGGCGGCAGCAGCGCGUGCGGCUCAUCGGGGACACGCUGCGCCAGGAGGGCUUUGACCUGGUGCUGCUCCAGGAGGUGUGGAGCGAGCAGGACUACAGCGACCUGAAGGUGAAACUAGCAGGCUGUUAUCCCUUCUCCCAUUACUUCCGCAGUGGGGUGAUCGGCAGCGGCCUCUGCGUCUUCUCCAGGUUCCCCAUUCUGGACACGCUCCUCUACCAGUACUCACUCAAUGGGUACCCCUACAUGCUCCAGCACGGGGACUGGUUCUGCGGCAAGUCCGUCGGUCUCGUCAUUAUGAAGAUCUCAGGGAUCAUCUUCAACGUCUACGUCACCCAUCUGCACGCCGAGUACUGCCGCGACAAGGAUGCCUACCUGCCCCACCGGCUGGUGCAGGCCUGGGAGCUGGCACAGUUCAUCCGACACACCUCAAAGGCGGCAGAUGUGGUGCUGCUGGGAGGGGACCUGAACAUGCACCCUGAAGAUGUGGGCAUCCGGCUGCUGCGCGGCUGGACGGGGCUGCAGGACGCCUUUGCUGAGGCCAUGCACUUUGAGGGCUGUAAGAACGGCUGCACCCUUGUCCCUGACAACUGCUUCACUGACAAGGCAGAGCUGCUGCCCUUCCCGCUGGGCAUCCGCAUUGACUACAUCCUCUACAAGGCCAUCUCCAGCUUCACGGUGAAGUGUGAAGAGCUGAAGACCACCACGGGGCGAGCCCCAGGCGUGGACAUCCCCUUCUCAGACCAUGAAGCUGUGAUGGCAACGCUGCACAUCCAGAGGCAGGGACAGCCUGCAGGUGCCACCCUUGGCACAGCUGACCUGGCCCUGGCAGACGUGCUGACAGAGGCACGGACAGAGGUGGGCGCGGGGCUGCAGGCGGCGCGGCGGCAGCGCUACUCCUCGGGCAGGAUGGCCGUGCUGGCCCUGCUGCUGCUGCUGCUGCAGGCUGCAGCUGCGCUGGGCACGCUGGCUGGGCUGGGCACGGAGCAGCCCUUCCCCAAGCUCUCCUUCUGCCUGCUGGCCUUCCUCGCCCUCGGCGUGCUCGUCCUCGCCGCCGGCCUGCACCUGUUCCACACCAUGGAGGUGAAGAUGCUGCACGGCACCGAGGACCAGAUGUGGAUGGUGCUGAGGGCCCUGCAGGAGCGUCCCAGUGAAGGCUGAGCUGAGGCUCUGGGUGUCCCACAGUGUCCCCUUGCCCACACUACGUCCCCUUUUUCAUCCUUGUUUUUAGCUGACUUCAGGUCUUAGGCACUGCAGCCAAUGCGGUAGUGCAGGUUUGGCAGCUGCCUCUGGGUGAAAUUAAGGUUUUUUGGGGUAGAUUUAUUGCAUUGACCCCUGUGAGAACCACAAUGGAGGCAGAUUUUUAUUGCUGUCUUUUUAAAUACACUCUUUUUUACAUGGAGGGACCCACUGGCCUGGCUGGAAGGCUUGAAACACUAAGGCUCCCCUUGCCUGGGGUGGCCUCAAAGUUUAAACUGGUGGCUGUUCUGGCAACCAGUCCUGACUGAUGGAAAAUAAAGGCAAUAUUUUAACCUUUG